Pongo pygmaeus (Bornean orangutan) is the source of this 5058-nucleotide messenger RNA. It is a transcript of the gene TAF1D, whose product is annotated as TATA-box binding protein associated factor, RNA polymerase I subunit D. Bases 168 to 1004 code for a protein of 278 amino acids. Gene Ontology annotation, biological process: regulation of DNA-templated transcription. The record is from RefSeq and is a predicted model, not a curated record. NCBI's taxonomy places the organism in Eukaryota, Metazoa, Chordata, Mammalia, Primates, Hominidae. Gene Ontology annotation, cellular component: RNA polymerase transcription factor SL1 complex; nucleoplasm; nucleus. The transcript has 11 exons.
GGGAGUUAGAGGGCUGAAGUCCGGAGGGUGGUGUGUGCAGAUCUCUAGGACUCACGCACCAGGCCAGUCGCGGGUUUUGGGCCGAGGCCUGGGUUACGAGCAGCAAGUGCGCGGUUGGGGCCACUGUGAGGCCCUUUUAGAAAACUGUUUAAAACAAAGAGCAAUUGAUGGAUAAAUCAGGAAUAGAUUCUCUUGACCAUGUGACAUCUGAUGCUGUGGAACUUGCAAAUCGAAGUGAUAACUCUUCUGAUAGCCGCUUAUUUAAAACUCAGUGUAUCCCUUACUCACCUAAACGGGAGAAAAGAAACCCCAUUCGAAAAUUUGUUCGUACACCUGAAAGUGUUCACGCAAGUGAUUCAUCAAGUGACUCAUCUUUUGAACCAAUACCAUUGACUAUGAAAGCUAUUUUUGAGAGAUUCAAGAACAGGAAAAAGAGAUAUAAAAAAAAGAAAAAGAAGAGGUACCAGCCAACAGGAAGACCAAGGGGAAGACCAGAAGGAAGGAGAAAUCCUAUAUACUCACUAAUAGAUAAGAAGAAACAAUUUAGAAGCAGAGGAUCUGGCUUCCCAUUUUUAGAAUCAGAGAAUGAAAAAAACCCACCUUGGAGAAAAAUUUUAACGUUUGAGCAAGCUGUUGCAAGAGGAUUUUUUAACUAUAUUGAAAAACUGAAGUAUGAACACCACCUGAAAGAAUCAUUGAAACAAAUGAAUGUUGGUGAAGAUUUAGAAAAUGAAGAUUUUGAUAGUCGUAGAUAUAAAUUUUUGGAUGAUGAUGGAUCCAUUUCUCCUAUUGAGGAGUCAACAGCAGAGGAUGAGGAUGCAACACAUCUUGAAGAUAACGAAUGUGAUAUCAAAUUGGCAGGGGAUAGUUUCAUAGUAAGUUCUGAAUUCCCUGUAAGACUGAGUGUAUACUUAGAAGAAGAGGAUAUUACUGAAGAAGCUGCUUUGUCUAAAAAGAGAGCUACAAAAGCCAAAAAUACUGGACAGAGAGGCCUGAAAAUGUGACAGGAUCAUGAAUGUCAAAGGUGAAGCAUAUAGAAAAAACGACUUCAUAGAAAUGAAUAAAGAUAAAUGUGGAUAUAUGUACCAGUCUGGUGGUGAAGAAAUUCUGAAACCCAGAACUUUAUAACAAGAAAAAAAAAUUUUAACCCUGUGAAGAAGUUUGUGAAGGAAACUUGUGAAGUAGUAAUAAUUAGAAAAACACCAUUAAAACACUAGAGAAAAUACAUAGAAAAAUUUGAGAAAUUGUCAUUUGAUUUCUGAAUAAGAGCUUACAGGUGUCCUGUGAGUACUGAAACAAUGAAGUGUAGUGAUUUUAAUUUUGAAAAGAAAAUCUUAAACAAAGAAAGUAACUUGACACCCAACCAUCUUGAAGAGGGUAUUUGAAAUGCUCUAAUUUUAUCCCAGCUUUGUUUAGCCAUGGCAAAAGUGACCUGUCAGAUGCUUAGUAUUGUAAUAACCUCAUUUUCCUUCCCAAAUUUAGAGUAUCUUUAAUACUAUUUUUUUUUAGACAGAGUCUCGAUCUGUCACCCAGGCUGUAGUGCAAUGGCACAAUCUUGGCUUACUGCAACCUCCAUCUCCCGGGUUCAAGCGAUUCUACCUCAGCCUCCCUAGUAGCUGGGAUUACAGGCGUUAGCCAGCACACCCAGCUAAUUUUUGUAUUUUUAGUAGAGACAGGUUUUCACCAUGGUCUCGAACUCCUGACCUCAGGCGAUCUGCCUGCCUUGGCCUCCCAAAAUGCUGGGAUUACAGGUGUGAGCCAUGGCACCCGGCCUAAUACUACUAUUAACUACCAUUUUCACUUUUUAUUAGUUCAACAAAAGGUGUACACAUUUAUUUAACAUGUAUACAUGGGGAGAACCAGUGAUUACCCCGAUGUUCAUUAUUUUGAUCACCACGAUAGAGCUGACUACUCUGCUAUGUAGUACAUUUUGGGACGGCACUUAUGUAUGUUUUUGUUUAACGUGGACAAAGACUUGUGGAUAGGUGCAAAAGUAAAUCCUCUUUUGCAACCCAGAACUCAUUGUUCAGUAUGAGUUUUGAUACAUAUAAGAAGGGAUAUUAUGAUACCUGAGACAGCUGAUCGAUGGGAGUACUGAUAGCCAUAAAGGCUGGUUCCAGGCCAGGUGUAAUGGGUCAAGCCUGCAAUCUCCACACCGAGGUGGGAGUAUUGCUUGAAACGAGGAGUUCAAGACCAGCCUGGGCAAGAAAGAAACACCUCAUCUCCACAAAAAUUUAAAAAUUAGCUGGGUACUGGGGCAUGUGCCUGUAGUUGGAGUUACUCAGAAAGGGGAGGCUGAGGCAAAAGGAUUGAGCCCAAGAGUGGGAGGCUGCACUGAGCUUUGAUGGCACCACUGUACUCCAGCCUGAGUAACAGACAGACCCUGUCUCUUAAGAUAAAAAGGUUGAUUCUAGGCCUGUAGAAUAGAUAAACAGCAUGGGAUAUGAGGGAAAUCCUCAGCAGUAUUAAUUUUGCAUUCCAAUUUCAUGUUGACGAUAUAUACAAUGGCUUUUUGUUUUAAAGGCUUUUAUCUUGAGAACAUGGUGUCUGGAGUUAAAGGUAUGUCUCAAUUCGAGUUUUCACAUCAUAUUUGUUUAUGUGUAGGAAACAGUAUGUUGUCAGAGCAAGCAAGUUUCAUUUCAUUCAGAGACAUUUCUACCAUGCUUUUAAUUCCCAUUUAUAAUGAUUUCUGAAAAGAAGGAUCUUAGAUUCACACAUUUUAUAGUGAUGUGUCAGAUUCAUUUUAGUUGCAAGCAUUAGAGGGUCCCAAAUUUGUUAGUUUGUAGCAAUAAUCAGAACUUUGGAUUUCCUACUUGAAGCCUACGGCAUUAUUUUGAAUUAAUGCACAAUCUAAAAUGAGGUAGAGGAUUUUAUGGUUUAAUGCAAAAUAUAGUAUAAUAAAAGAAAUGAUUACACAGGUCAUAAGAAUUCAUAAAUUUGAAUGAUGUAGAGUUUGAUUAAAAGUUAUAUAAUGCCAAAGUCAUAACUUACAGGCACAUUAUAUUCCUGUAUUUUAUAAUGGAUGACAACUAAUUUUGAGCCAAGAAUUAAAAUUUGCUGAAAUCUUUGAACUAGGAAAACAUCCUCUGUUGCAGUAUUGAAGUUCAUAACAACAGUUACAUUUUAAACUUAAAUCUUAAGUUUAAAUCCUUUUCCUUUGGUUCAUGUAAAGGAGCUACUUCAUGGUACUUUCUAUUUAUCAUUCCUCUGGCUCCUAAGCACAAUGUGAUUGUGAAAUUAUUGUUUUUGUGAUUAACGUGAUAGGAAGUUUUUGCAGUUUGCAAUAUUGUAAGAGCAUAUUGCAGUUUCUGCUCAUAAUUUCUUUCCUAUGGAGUAUUAGACUUUGUUAUUUAUGUGUAUGAAUACUAGCUGGACACAGUGGUGCUUGUGGUCCCCAGCUACUCUGGAGGCUAAGGCAGGAUAAACACUUAAGCCCAGCAGUUCGAGGCUACAGUGAGAUGUGAUCCUGCCGCAUCCCACUGUAGCCUCGAACCCCUGGGCUCAAGCGAUUCAGCAAGAAUCGCACAAUUUUUAAAAGACACGGCAGAUCCUGUGUCUUUAAAAAAAAAAUCAAAACCUUGUAAAUAGUGGUUGAGGUCUAUCCCGAUGGGGCUUUUCCUGUAGCCUGCACAUCGUUGGAAACGCCUCAUAGAGUAACUCUGUGGUUUUACUUUACUCACAGGACUAUUGUUAGAUCUGUGGGAAGGAACUACAAGACAGUUGCUAAAAGUUUGAAAAAGACGGUUACUAAACGUUAUGAAAAACCAGAUAAUCUACUUUUUUACCUUAGGUAUUGACAUACUCCACACAUCUGUACUAUUCUUGAGUGAUCGCUUAGGAAUGAAUGUGAUUUGAACUCAUUCAUGUUGAGAGGGUGUCAAAUUGAGAACCAGGCAGAUCCCCACCACCUACAGUAAAAAGGACCCUAAAGUAAAUUGGUUGAAGAAAUUAGAUCCCAAAGAUUCUUGGUAAGUUAAUUCAUUACUUAAAAGGCCAUGCAGGUUAUUUUGUUGAAUACUAGCUUUUCUCCAAAUGUUAUUUUAGGUUAUUAUAUUUAUUUAUCUAGUAAUGCUAUUGCAACAUCUAUCACCACUUAGGAGUAAAAAAGACUAGACUUACGUUAUUAGGUGUUUAAACUUCAUCAUUAACGAUGUUAUGAUGAUGGGCGAAAUGUUCAACUGCUCUGAAGGGGCUGAAUGAAAAUGGCCUUUCUGAACAUCCAUUUACAUUAAAUAUUCCAUUGUAUUUCAGAAGAUUAUAAAAGCUCAAAGGUGAAUUUUGAAGUCUUCAUCAGUAUACCCAUAUUAAAACGAGACCACAGAAGCCAAAGUAAUUAUGGCAAGUAAUGGUUUUUAUCUUAACCAUAAGUUAUUCGCUCAAGGGUGUAAAUGGUCAUUACCAAGGCUUUUAGAAUGCAGUUUCUCAUUUGCUGUGGACAUGACCAUAAAAAAAUUUCCCAGUAGGUUUUCUGUCUGCUACUUUGCUAGCAAUCAGCUUAUUGGGAACAGCUGAUUAACCGUAAUAGAAAUGCAAUACAAAUGCAUAAUGUGAACCACGUUAUUUUUCUUUAAAAUCAAUGAGAUUUGAAAAUUCUUCUAGAUCUCUUGAAUCAUGCAAAUGUGCUUUGCCUUUGUAUUAUAACCCUUGUGGAUUGCUAAUAACCAAGCAGUUUGUAGUAGAGUUAACUCAGGCUCGUUCUAGGACUCAGUCAUGUUCACUCACUGUACAGUCAUCUCUGGAAAUGUAAAAUUUACUUUUAUAUUGUUACGUAGGGCUGACAGGACAACUGGAUCAGUUUCAUUAAAAAGGGCAAACUUGAAGAUAUAUCUUUUGACUCCAGCUCUUUAGAGGAUCUAAAGUGACCCUGAUGGACAGUGGAAGAAAUCACAACAUGGAAUUCCUUGAAUAAAAAUUUAUUGACUUUAAAUAAUUUUGUCUAAUGCUACAUAUGCACAAUUAAAAAAAAAACCUUUACACUGUUUCUAGAAAGUCAGCAUGUAUUUUUGAUUCGAAGUUUCUCUAGUGUUUUCUGUGGAAGGAAUAAAAAUUUGAAUUUCA